AGCUUCCAUCCCAAAAGCUCAAGUUGUGAAUGUUUGGUGCCCUGGACAAUCAUGUUUGUUCAUACUCAGAUGAUGAAGUCUUCGGUACAGUAUAUCACCAAGUCGCGCUGGCGUCUUUUUCGCGGACCCUUGUCAGCAUGCUUGAAGAUCACGGAUCCAUGCCGGAUGCCACCGUCCAUCAAGGCGGCCUCCACCCUGGCGGUUCGCAUGCAACCGGAGGGCGCGCCUCCGAUGAGAAGCCUUCCUCAAGCGACGCCUGGCGCGGUGGAACCUGUCGUGCAGAUUCCCUAUCAAGAGCUGCGUGAUCUCACGCCCAGUGCCGUUGAAAAGCUCCACAAAGCCUUCGUUGGUGAGCGUGCUUAUGGUGCGGUGGCCAUCACAGGGAUUCCCAACUACGCCGAACUGAAGCAUGACGCCUUCCGUGCAGGUGUGGACCUUGCACUUUUGGAUGAUGAGGGGCGCAAGCGCUCGGCGGCGGUGAACAACACAUACCCUGGUUGGAGUGGCACUCCAGGCAGCGAGACACACCCGCUUCAGAACAGCUUCCUUUUCAACGUGAAGGAAGAGUUGGGUGGACAGAUGGAUCCGUUCUUUGGCAAGAAUAUUUUCCCGAGCGAGGACUAUCGCAAAACAUGGGUCAAAUUUGUGGAUGUGAUGUACGCGAAUGCCUUGCAAGUUCUUCGUGGAUGCGACAAGGUUUUGGACACGGAGAUUCAGCAAUGGCAGGCACAGCGGAGCCUGGAACGUCUUGGAGAUGACGGGCCCGCCUUGGCAGGAAGAUUUAUUUGUUAUGAUUCUGGCUUUACCAGGGAGGACAAACUCUUGGAGCUACGGGAUGGAGUUUCACCUUUAAAUUCAAAUGCAAGUUCGAUCGCCGAACUACCACAAUCCAGCCAUGGGCACGAAGAACCCAGUGAGAUGUCAGUGAAAACUGUGGGUCAUGCUGGCGACGGUUUGGCUUCCAUGCGGACUCAUGCCACACCGGUCAAGACUGCUGGCCAUGCCGGCGAUGGUUUAGCGUCCAUGAGGACACAUGCUACACCAGUGAAGACUGCCGGUCAUGCCGGCGAUGGUUUGGCGUCCAUGAGGACACAUGCUACACCAGUGAAGACUGCUGGGCAUGCUGGAGAUGGUUUGGCGUCCAUGAGGACACAUGCUACACCGGUGAAGACUGCCGGUCAUGCCGGCGAUGGUUUGGCGUCCAUGAGGACUCAUGCGACACCAGUGAAGACUGCUGGGCAUGCUGGAGAUGGGUUGGCGUCGAUGAGGACACACGCCACACCGGUCAAGACUGCCGGUCAUGCCGGCAAUGGUUUGGCAUCCAUGAGGACUCAUGCGACACCAGUGAAGACUGCCGGUCAUGCUGGGGAUGGUUUGGCGUCCAUGAGGACACAUGCCACACCGGUCAAGACUGCCGGUCAUGCCGGCGAUGGUUUGGCAUCCAUGAGGACUCAUGCGACGCCAGUGAAGACUGCUGGGCACGCUGGAGAUGGUUUGGCGUCCAUGAGGACACAUGCGACACCUGUGAAGACUGCUGGUCAUGCCGGAGAUGGUAUGGCAACUAUGCAAACACCCAGUGCUCCUGUCAAGACGUCGUCCAGUGGCUACAAUCCUUUGGAACUGUCUAGCAGUUUGGCAGGCAGUUUGUCUAGUCAAGGCUCUGAUGAUGCUGUUCCCGUUUCGCAGCCAGAGACAGACUACUGGCUGCCAUGGCAUGUUGAUUCCAAUUUUGUAACCAUUCUUCACAAGGAGAUGUAUGCCAGUGAAAGCACUGGCGAAUUCAUCUCUGAGCCUCCUGGCUCUGGCUUAAUGUUCAUGAACGAGGUUGGGGAGACGACGAUGCUCGACUGCAGCGAUCCCAACACGAUGCUUCUCCAGAUGGGCGCGUUUGCGCAGAUUUAUACAGGGGGCAAGCUAAAGGCCUGCCGCCAUGCUGUGCUAAAUCCAGUGAAGCCGGGUGUGGCACGCUUUAAUUAUUGCAACUUUUGGUACGUGCCGUGGGACACCCUUUGCACAGCUCCAGAAGGCAUGGAGGCCACGGCGGUGAACCAGGGGUGGAAUGCGAUGAUGGACGAGAGCUACUUGAACAUCACCAUGAAGCAAAGCUUCACAGCCUUCCGGCAGUUCAUGGUCUCGCCGGAGGCGCGUGUGCAAUUCUCCGACUCGCAGCGCUUCAAGGAACUCUCAGCCAUCCUUCCCAUCGUACGAAAGCAAGGAGAUGCUGGAGCACCCACGAUGCCCAACAUCCAAGUGGACUUGCUGACGGAUGUUCGCUGCCCUUUCUCUUUCAUCAGCCAAAUGAAUCUCCAAAAUGCCAUUCAGAAUUUGGGGCUGCAAGACAAUGUUGUGGUCCGCUACCACCCAGUUUUCCUGAACCCAAAUGUGCCAAAGGAAGGCGAGAGCCUGGAUGACUAUCUUUGGCGAGAGUUUGGAUACACGAAGGAAUAUGCCCAUUCCGAAGAUUAUCCGCUGCGCCGCUAUGGCCGCGAAGCAGGUGUUGAGAUGAAUCCCCACCGGCGCGUGGUCAACACCUUUGACGCCUUUUGCCUCAUCGAAGCAGCGCAGGAGGAAGGAGUGCAGCACGAACUGGUGCAGACCCUUUCACGCUGGUACUUCGAAGAGGCUAAGGACAUCUCGGACGUGGCCGUGCUGCGCGCGGCGGCUCUGCACGUGGGCCUCGACGCCGAGCGUGCCCUGCAGCGGAGCAGCGAGUUGCAGGGGACGGUGCAAGAGCGCUAUGAGGAGUUCUCAGCGAUGCUCGGAGAAGUGCCGCACUUCUUGUUGCGAGAGCAGGCCUCUGGAAACGGCUUGGAGCUCGGCGGCCUCCGGUCGGUGGAGGCUUGGGAGCAGGUCUUGCAGCAGGUCAUGGAGCGAGGUCAAUUUAUGGGAAUGACCAUCGAUGGCCCCCACGGCCAGAAGGUGCGAGUGGACCGGGCCAACCCUUUCACUCCGGUGAGCCAUGCCUUGCCAGCGCAGCAUGGCUGGACGCCCACGGCUUGGCCAUAUCAGGAGGAGGAUUUCUCGCGGAUGGAUGAGCGCCCAGACGAUUUGAUGUACUCCGAACCCCGCUUGGCGGAGCACCUGGACUUGAGCUCCUUGCAAACGCUCACGGAGACCUAUGAGGCCAUCUUCCAGGCUUGCCCCGAUGGCUUCAGCGUGCUAGACUUGUGUUCCAGCUGGAACUCGCACUACCCGAACAUGGACCGCGCCUCGAAGGUGGCCGUGCACGGUCUCAAUGCCGUGGAGCUCGAGAUGAACGAGGUGGCCACCGAGCGCCACAUUCAGGACUUGAACCUCGACCAGAAGUUGCCGUGGGCUGACAACUCCUUCGAUGUUGCCACCCUGGCACUAAGCAUCCAGUACCUCACGAAGCCCCGGGAGGUUUUCGCGGAGUUGCAGCGAGUUUUAAAGCCUGGGGGCAUGGCCGUCGUCGCCUUUUCCCAUCGCUCCUUCAUCGAAAAGGCAGUGCGCCUGUGGGCCUCAGAGCCCGAUGAUGGUGAAGGCCAUGCCCACGUGGUGUGUCGGUACUUCCAGCAUGGGCCAGAGAAUGGCUGGGAGAAGAUCAAGACCAUGGAUGUCAGUCCUCGGCAUGGCGACCCCGUCUGGAUUGUGACGGCAGUGAAGCCGAUGUGACGGCAGUGAAGCCGAUAUUUUUUGGUACAAAAUUUGGUCACAGCAAUUUUGUAGUGUUGCUUUAUUGACAUUGGCCGCAGGUGUCAAAAA
This is a messenger RNA of Durusdinium trenchii, 3723 nucleotides long. The record is from the annotation of a GenBank genome assembly. Lineage: Eukaryota; Dinophyceae; Suessiales; Symbiodiniaceae.